GCCUCAUGUUUGGUUGCGUCUCAUCCACUUCUCCACGUCAGUGAGUUUGCGAAGCGCCGGCGUCAGAGAUUCACUUCAUCCAAACCUUACCUUUCAGCCCUGGCCUCGCGUGUUUGUCAGCGGCUGAAAUGUGGUUGAUCAUUAUCCAUACUGGCGUGCAUUAAUCGCGUUUGUUUGCCCGUAUGCAGUAAUUAAACCAUUUGUAUUUUGCCUGGUGCUGGCUAGCGUAGGUCAGUGGGAAUUGAACGAGCAGCCAUCUUGGAUUCUCCCCAUCCCAGAUUUCAUCAUGGUAGACAAGAAUAUAUACAUUGUUCAAGGUGAAAUCUGUGCAGUCGUUGGAGCAAUUAAGCGGAAUUCCAGAUGGAGCACACACACUCCCCUGGAUGAAGAACAGGAUCCUCUGCUGAACAGUUUCAGCCAUUUGAAGGACCUGCUCAACACUAUUAAAGAGCUGCCCCAGAUAGAGCCCAAUGUUUUCCUGCGACCCUUCUUGGAGGUGGUGCGAUCUGAGGACACCACGGGCCCAAUCACUGGCCUGGCGCUGACCUCUGUGAACAAAUUCCUGUCCUAUGGCCUCAUAGACGCCAACCACGAGGGGGCGGCGGAAGCAAUCGAGAACAUGGCGGAUGCCGUGACGCAUGCCAGGUUCGUGGGGACGGACCCUGCCAGUGAUGAAGUGGUACUCAUGAAAAUCCUGCAGGUACUCAGGACGCUGCUGCUGACGCCAGUGGGGGCCCAUCUGACCAAUGAGUCCGUGUGUGAGAUUAUGCAGUCCUGCUUCCGCAUCUGCUUUGAGAUGAGGCUCAGUGAGCUGCUGAGGAAGUCGGCUGAGCACACACUAGUGGACAUGGUGCAGCAGCUGUUCUCCAGGUUGCCCCAGUUCAAGGAGGAGGCCAAAGGCUUUGUGGGCACCAACAUGAAAAAGAUCCCCAGUUGUGUCCUGGACAAACACGAUGUUAUUUGGGCAGAGCAGCCUAUAAACGGCAGUCAGAGUGGCUUAGAGAGGGUACCUGCUUACAAUAUCUUGUGGAAAAACAAACGUCUUAAGAUGCGUGCGGGGGGAAUGUCAGAGUCAUCCAAGUGGAAGAAGCAGAAGCGUUCUCCGCGGCCCCCCCGCCAUACAGCGCGUAACUCCUCAGGCCAGAGUGAACCUCCCCAGCACACCACGCUCAGCAAUAACCUCUCAGGAGGCAUGCCAUUCGUCGAGGAGCAGCAGUCUGCCCUCCCCGCAUCCGACAGUGCCGCCUCCUCAAUCUCGAGCCCGGUCCCCGACAGCGGCCUGGACACUUCCUCCAAGGCCACCUCCCACGAGGACCUGACGGACCUGGAGCAGAGUAGCUCCACGGCCACCACUCCAGGCACCAUGGGGCCACCCGAGCUUCCUCGGCCUGACCCACAGUGUGAGGGCCAGCAGGUGGAGCGUGCUCAGUCGGCCUCUGUGGAAUCCAUCCCCGAGGUUCUGGAGGACCGGGACUCAGUGGCAGAGCAGUCAGACAGUGCCUCUGUGCAUGACAUGGACUAUGUGAACCCUCGCGGAGUGCGCUUCACACAGCCCAGCCAGAAGGAUGGUGUUGCCCCUCUACCCUAUGGCCUGCCCUGCCUCCGCGAGCUCUUCCGCUUCCUCAUCUCGCUGACCAAUCCGCACGACCGCCACAACUCUGAUGUCAUGCUGCACAUGGGUCUGCAGCUGCUGACCGUCGCCCUGGAGGCUGCCUACAUUGCCCCUUACCAGUCUCUGCUGGGCCUGGUCAAGGAUGAGCUAUGCCGGCACCUCUUCCAGCUGCUAAACAUGGACCGCAUAAAUUUAUAUGCCAGCUCCAUACGAGUCUGCUUCUUGCUCUUUGAAAGUAUGCGAGAGCAUCUGAAAUUCCAACUGGAAAUGUAUCUGAAGAAGCUGAUGGACAUCAUUACCUCUGAGAAUGCCAAAAUGCCCUAUGAGAUGAAGGAGAUGGCUCUGGAGGCCAUUGUGCAACUGUGGAGGAUCCCAAGCUUUGUCACUGAGCUUUACAUCAACUAUGAUUGUGACUAUUACUGUUCCAACCUGUUUGAGGACCUCACCAAGCUGCUAUCCAAGAACGCCUUUCCUGUAUCUGGGCAGCUGUAUACCACCCACCUUCUCUCCCUGGAGGCUCUGUUGACCGUGAUUGACAGCAUAGAAGCCCACUGUCAGGCCAAAGUGCUCAACAACACGACGCAGCAGGACCAAUCGGAGACCCUGACGGCCGAAGGGGAGAGCAUCGUCGGUGAUGGCACGCGCACGGUGACGGAAGCAGAGAGGCUCCCCAAUGUAAAGAAUGGGCCUGAGGCCGAGGUGAGCCCUCUGUGCCCCACCUCUGCCGGACACCUGAUAGGUGACAGGCUGAGACAGGCCCAGCAGGACCAGGAGGAACCCGACUUGGCUGAAAAGAAGUUGCCCAAAAAGCCGCAGAGAUUCUCCAGCUGUUUGCCAGGCUCUCAGGAGCUGCUUGACAUUAAGAACAAGAAGAAGCUCCUGAUCACAGGCACAGAGCAGUUUAACCAGAAGCCCAAGAAGGGCAUUCAGUUCCUGCAGGAGAUGGGCCUGCUCAGUAGCCCCAUGGACAAUGGCGAAGUGGCCCAGUGGCUGAGAGAGAACCCCUGGCUCGACAAGAAAAUGAUCGGGGAGUUUGUGAGUGACCGCAAGCACAUGGAACUCCUGGACAGCUUUGUCAACACCUUCACUUUCCAAGGCCUUCGGAUUGACGAGGCCCUGCGCCUGUACCUGGAGGCGUUCCGCUUGCCGGGUGAAGCCCCAGUCAUCCAGAGGCUCCUCGAAACCUUCACUGACAACUGGCAUAAAGUGAACGGCUCCCCCUUCAUGACGAACGACGCGGGCUUCGCCUUGGCCUAUGCCGUCAUUAUGCUCAACACUGACCAGCACAACCACAACGUGCGCAAGCAGAACAUCCCCAUGACUGUGGAGCAAUUUAAGAAAAACCUUAAAGGGGUGAAUGGGUCUAAGGACUUCGAUCAAGAUAUGCUGGAAGACAUCUACAAUGCAAUCAAGAAUGAGGAAAUCGUGAUGCCUGACGAGCAAACCGGCCUGGUGAAAGAGAACUAUGUGUGGAGCGUGCUCCUGCAUCGUGGGGCCACGUCCGAGGGCAUCUUCCUGCACAUGCCUCCAGGCAGCUAUGAUCACGACCUCUUCACCAUGACUUGGGGACCCACCAUUGCCGCCCUCUCCUAUGUCUUCGACAAGAGCCUAGAUGAUGCCAUCAUCCAGAAGGCCAUCGCUGGCUUCAGGAAAUGUGCCAUGAUAUCUGCCCAUUAUGGAUUCAGCGACGUCUUUGAUAAUCUGAUCAUCUCACUCUGCAAGUUCACAACAUUAAGCAGCGAGUCCAUAGAUAAUCUCCCCUCAGUGUUUGGGAGCAACCCCAAGGCCCAGGUGGCAGCCAGGACAGUGUUCAGCCUGGCCCAUCGGCACGGGGACAUCCUGCGUGAAGGUUGGAAGAACAUCAUGGACUCUAUGCUGCAGCUGUUCCGGGCCGAGUUGCUGCCCAAGGCCUUGGUGGAGGUUGAAGAUUUUGUUGAACCCAGUGGAAAAAUAUCACUCCAGAGAGAAGAAACGCCGUCAAACCGGGGUGAGUCAGCGGUGCUGAGCUUUGUCAAUUGGCUGACUCUGAGUGGAGUAGAGCCAUCUGGCCUGAGGGGGCCUUCCACUGAGAACCAGGAGGCCAAGCAAGCCGCCAUGCACUGCAUCAAGCAAUGUGACCCUGAGAAGCUGAUCACCGAGAGUAAGUUUCUCCAGCUGGAAUCUCUACAGGAGCUGAUGAAGGCUUUGAUCUCCGUGACUCCGGAUGAAGAAACCUACGAUGAGGAGGAUGCCACUUUCUGCUUGGAGAUGCUGUUGCGCAUCAUACUGGAAAACAGGGACCGCGUGUCGUGCGUGUGGCAGGCAGUGCGUGAUCACCUCUGCCAUCUGUGCGUGCACGCCACGGAGAGCUGCUUCCUGGUGGAGAGGGCAGUGGUGGGGCUCCUGAGGCUGGCCAUACGCCUGCUCCGCAGAGAGGACAUCAGCUCCCAGGUGCUGCUCUCUCUGCGGCUCUUGCUGAUGAUGAAGCCCCAUGUUCUAUCCCGCGUGAGCCGUGAGGUUGCCUACGGGCUGCAUGAAUUGCUGAAGACCAACGCUGCCAACAUCCAUUGCAGUGAUGACUGGUUCACGCUCUUCUCUCUUCUGGAGUGCAUUGGGGCUGGUGUGAAGCCCCCAGCCUCUCUCCAGCUCACCUCUGGACCUGACAGCGACACAGGUGCCCAGUCGGACAGUGAGUUGUCAUCCUACCACCCCAGCGAGGUUAGCCUGGACCGGGGCUACACCUCCGACUCUGAGGUCUAUACGGAGCAUGGCAAGUCCAGGAUGCCGCGCUCCAUCACAGACGUGGACGUGGCCAAUAGCGGCUGGUUGGUGGUUGGAAAAGAUGACCUGGAUGCUGCCAAGUCUGUGGCCCCCAGCACCAAGCCACCUACCCCACCCCUUGUUAACCAGUACAGCCUGACUCUAGGCCAGGACAUGGGCCUACAUGACACGAAGUCCCUGAUAAAGUGUGUGGAGUCUCUCUCCUUCAUCGUUCGCGAUGCCGCCCACGUCACCCCAGAGAAUUUUGAGCUGUGCGUCAGGACCAUACGCGUGUUUGUGGAGGCCAGCCUCAAUGGAGGUUAUAGGAGUCAUGAGAAGAAGAGGAGCCAUAAGUACGACGCUAAGUCCAGCCGGAUGCGCAGAAGGCCGAGGGAGAAAGAGGGAGCUUCACGACGGGCCAAGGCCUCCAGCCAGCGGCCCUCCCGGCCGCACAGCGACGAGGAGGAGGACGAGGGCGUACCAGCCAGCUACCACACGGUGUCAUUACAGUUGUUGGAUCUGAUGCACACACUACACACACGAGCAGCCAGCAUCUACAGCUCCUGGGCAGAGGAACAGCACCACCUGGAGGCAGCAGGAAAAAAGGUUGAAGCAGACUCCCAGACCCUGUGGUCAAGCUGUUGGUGUCCACUCCUACAAGGGAUUGCCUGGCUGUGCUGUGAUGCGCGGCGUCAGGUACGAAUGCAGGCCCUCACUUACCUGCAGAGAGCGCUGUUAGUGCAUGACCUGCAGACCCUGGAUGCUGUGGAAUGGGAGUCCUGCUUCAACAAGGUGCUGUUCCCACUGUUAACCAAACUGCUAGACAACAUCAGCCCUGCAGAUGUGGGUGGCAUGGAGGAAACCCGCAUGAGGGCCUGUACCCUGCUGUCAAAGGUCUUCCUACAGCAUCUCUCUCCUCUGUUGUCACUUCCUACAUUUGCUGCUCUGUGGCUCACCAUUCUGGACUUCAUGGACAAAUACAUGCACGCCGGAUCGAGCGACCUGCUGCUGGAAGCCAUCCCAGAGUCCCUGAAGAACAUGCUCCUGGUGAUGGACACAGCCGGCAUCUUCCACUGUGCCGACUCACGCACUGGAUACUCUGACCUAUGGGAGAUUACCUGGGAGAGGAUUGACUGCUUCUUACCACGGCUACGACAGGAGCUCUUCAAGCAGGCUGUCAUGCCAGAACCUGUUUCUAGUGUGCCAGUUGAGCCCUCCCCAGCCCCAGCUCCUCGUACUGCAUCCCCAGUGCCAGCGGUCCCCACUGAGCCAAAGAUCCCCAGCAGGCCAGAGUCACCCCAGGAGCCUCCCCCUCUCAGUGCCAAUGAGCGAUCCUCUCCAGUGCCCUCUACAUUGCCAGUGCCCAUCCCUGUGAAGAUGAGCCCCAGUGAGGCUCCUCCUACCAUCAAUCAGUCAUCUCCCCUCAUCCUGCAGCCUCUGGCUUCGCCGCUGCAGGUGGGCGUACCGCCCAUGUCCUUGCCAAUCAUCCUUAACCCCGCCCUAAUAGAGGCCACUUGUCCCGUACCACUGCUCCCUGCUUCUCGGCCCACAGAGCCCAGUGACAUCUCUGAGGUAAAGUAGAGUGCCCACACCCAGUGCCUCAUGGGAAAGACAGGAGGGAGUCCAAAAUGAACAUAUUGUGUUAGCUCCUGACCCAUUGUUAGACUGCGGUUUCCCCAGCAUUGCCGUGCCUACUACAGGAAAUAAUGACUUCUUCUCAGAGAAAACAUAUGCUAGCAUGGUCAUCAAAUAAGAACUGGGAAGUUUGACGUCUCAUUCUGCUUCGUAAAUUCAGUCACUCUGGUGCUGCACUCUGUGCUAAACCUGUUAUCUGGUCACUUGGUGAUUACUGUCCUGGAGUGUUUCAUGCAACACUAUGGAAACAUGCUAACGAAAUUCAAGGGUGAUCUGAUGUUAGCAAGUCAGAUCUUCCCAAAACAGCAUUGUACACUGACACAUUUUAUUAAGUAUGUCUGAAAUUACAGGGAGGGCUCCCCAUGAACUCACCUGGAACCUGCAUGCUGGUCGUUGUAUGGAAUGUUCAUGAUUACCAUGAGUUUGUACCUGGGUACAGUGGCUUUGAAAAGGAGAGGGCAGAACUGUAUAUUAAACUGUCAUUUGUUACGACUUAGAUUACACUUUAAAUGUACAGAAAAAUACUACGUUGGUAUAUCUCACUCUCUCUCAUAGAAAAGAGAUUUUGGUUUUUUAAGAAUUUUGAAAUGGACCGAUUAAUACUGAAAGACUAUUACAGAAGAAAAACUUAAAUGGUGAAUUCUGCUUGCAACAUGAACCUAAUUUGUUGCUGUUUAGAAGCAGUGCCUGCCAGACAGGUUGCUUAUAGUCAUCUUAACAACAGCGCAUACUUCAGUAGUUAAUGAUUGAAAGUACAUUUCAGCCCAUGUCUUAUAUUCUAAAAAGAGGAUACCACUGGUUUGGUUUUUGGUAUUGUUUUAGGUCUGGAACAUUCCAAACAUAAUAAAACCAUCUGUCCUGAUGACUGAUUGGUUGUUCAGUGUAUAGAGAAGUAAUUUCAGAAAUAACUGAUCAAGCUGCACUUUCCCAAGAGGUCUUACUGAGAUAAGAAUACAUUGAUAGAUUUAUUUUGCCAUGUGGAGCAGGUGUGGUUUUCAUAUGCUUGUACAUGGUGGCCAUUGAGAACUGCUGUACUUAGACUGAUGUGGACCAAGAGCACAGUUAAUCUUGUUUAAUCUAAUAAACAACACAAGUCGAGGUAAACUGUAAGAAGAAAACCUCUAACCAAACCUUCAUGCUAAAAAUUCAGGUGAACUGUUCAUGCAUAUCUUUCAUCUUGGAAUAACUGAUACACCUGCUAUAGAUGCUGCCCGAAGUAGCACUCUAGUAUAAAUAUUGAACCUGUUUAAUGCCCUAUCAGUCUUCUCAGCCAUGAAACCAGUAUCCCUUCUUUGCACAUGGGACUGACGUUUGGGGUGUUACUCUUUUGGAAAUGAUACGUUGAAGAGACACAUCCAGUUCUGGGGGAUCAUUUGCCUUAUGUCACACCAUGCAAAAUGGAAUCAAGCUUGUGUAAUGACAUGACUCUGAUAGCGGCUGCAUUCUGCAGUGGGUGUAAAGAUCAUGUGGUCAAUAUUUGAAUCUGUUGUACUGCAUUAUUAGAAAUAUCAGGAAUAUGUUUUAGGUAACAAAGAAUGACCUGAAAGUAAUGUGUAUAUAUAAAUGGUAAUGUAAUUUUUACAAUGUAAUAAAUAAAAAAAAGCUAUAAUUUGUCUUGCUUUUAAA
Molecule: messenger RNA, 7612 nt
Organism: Brienomyrus brachyistius
Lineage: Eukaryota; Metazoa; Chordata; Actinopteri; Osteoglossiformes; Mormyridae
Gene: gbf1
Product: golgi brefeldin A resistant guanine nucleotide exchange factor 1
Exons: 42
Coding region: 287-5932 (1881 amino acids)
Biological process (GO): regulation of ARF protein signal transduction
Molecular function (GO): guanyl-nucleotide exchange factor activity
Source: RefSeq, a predicted model, not a curated record